AUGCACAGCGAAAUAUCAAACCCCGACGUUUUGUCGCCCAAGGCAUGUAAAAAGCCACUUUCGCUUCCUCCUGGGUUUGUGGACACUGCGUCCAAAAAGAAGGUGGCUCCAAUCGGGCCGAAGAAACAGUCGGCAGCUCAAGUUGAUGAUCUUAAAAUGAAAAAAGCAUGGGAGAUUGCAGUUGCACCUGCCAAAGGCAUUCCAAUGAACUUGUUUAUGAGCUAUAUGACGGGUAAUUCGUUGCAAAUCAUCCCCAUAAUGAUGACUUUCUCGCUUUUUUGGAACCCGGUGAAGGCUAUAUUCACAGAAACAAACGCAGCAUUCACCAAUCUCUGGACAGAAAAGAAUGCUUCUAACAUAAUACUUGCGAAAGUUGCAUUCGUGAUUUGUCAGAUCGCCGCAAUGUCGGUUGGACUCUACAAGUUUUACAAAAUGGGUCUCCUUCCUACAGCUGAAUCAGAUUGGCUUGCAUGGAAGGCGCCAAUGAGGAUAGUGGAAAUGUGUGCAGUGGUCGUUCAAUGA
Molecule: messenger RNA, 522 nt
Organism: Meyerozyma guilliermondii ATCC 6260
Lineage: Eukaryota; Fungi; Ascomycota; Pichiomycetes; Serinales; Debaryomycetaceae
Product: chaperone
Exons: 1
Coding region: 1-522 (173 amino acids)
Biological process (GO): protein folding in endoplasmic reticulum
Cellular component (GO): EMC complex
Source: RefSeq, a predicted model, not a curated record